Molecule: messenger RNA, 567 nt
Organism: Cokeromyces recurvatus
Lineage: Eukaryota; Fungi; Mucoromycota; Mucoromycetes; Mucorales; Mucoraceae
Exons: 1
Coding region: 1-567 (188 amino acids)
Source: RefSeq, a predicted model, not a curated record
AUGACUGUUCCUGAUCUUGUCUGUAGUAAAAAUAAUAGGUUCUCAUCUAAUUCUUGUGUAACUGAGGAAAGCAUUGACUCUGUUACUUUAAUGACACCAUUAGACGCAUCACCUUUACCACCACCUUUUAAUGCAGUUCCUAUUAUCAAUAUUGUAAACGAUGAUCCCUUUCCCAACUCAACUAAUUAUCCAGCUAUUGCUUCUGCAUAUUAUAAUAGACAUCGUGCACAGACCUCUUCUCCUCUUCCAACAGAACCUAUUCAACAACAAACGCUGCUUCAACCAUCCUCAUCCAUUUCUAUACCUAUUGAUGACACUAAAGUAAAGAAACCAAAAAUGUCUAAAAUGACAAGGCUUUGGCCCAAGAUUAAAUACAUGAUGGUCAAUUCAUCUUCUUCUUCAAAUAAAGUUCAUACUGAUAAUAAAUUUAAACAAUUAUUUGAUUCUAUGAAUAUAUCCUCGUCCACUCGACAAAAAAUCUACAAUAAAAGGACAUCUUCAACUAAUAACAAACGUUGGCGGCUUCUUGGUAGAAAGAAUAAAUCUCGUAUAGAUCCUCAACAAUAA